This is a messenger RNA of Mauremys mutica (yellowpond turtle), 1664 nucleotides long. Its product is annotated as alpha-2,8-sialyltransferase 8E-like. The record is from RefSeq and is a predicted model, not a curated record. Gene Ontology annotation, molecular function: alpha-N-acetylneuraminate alpha-2,8-sialyltransferase activity. NCBI's taxonomy places the organism in Eukaryota, Metazoa, Chordata, Testudines, Geoemydidae. Bases 1 to 1059 code for a protein of 352 amino acids. The transcript is spliced from 7 exons. Gene Ontology annotation, biological process: oligosaccharide metabolic process; N-glycan processing.
AUGCUGCGGAGAUGGAGAUGGGCGCUGGCGCUGGGUGUGAGCAUCACCCUCAGCUUCGGCCUCUCCGUGCUGUGGAGGCUUCAGAGCCCCGAGGCCCCGGUGAUGGGGGCGGAGCAGUGCCGGGCGCCGGAGCAGAACUGGAGCACGGGGAGCCUCCCCGCCAGGCGGGAGCAGGGCUGGAUCCUGAGGCAGCUGAAGCUGGUGCAGAGCUGCCCCUGGGUGCAUAACGCCAGCGCCCUGGGGCGGUACAGGGAGCAGCUGGGGCGCUGCUGUAACGCCUCAGCCGACCUGGUGCUGACCCACAACAACACGCGGCUGGGCUCCCAGAUCCUCUACGACGCGCAGCAGGGCAAGAAGUACCCGGUGAAGGAGGAGCUGCUGGAGGUGCUGCCGCAGGGCUCCCCGUUUCAGGACGCCCCCUACGAGUGCUGCGCCGUGGUGGGGAACGGGGGGAUCCUUCGUAACAGCAGCUGCGGCCCCGAGAUCGACCGCGCCCAGUUCGUCGUCAGGUUAAACCUGCCCCCCCCGGGCUUCGCCGCCGACGUGGGCACCCGGUCGAGUGUGGUCACCAUGAACCAGAGCGUCCUGCGCGCCCGGUUCGGGAGUCUGAGACGCUGGCGUCGUCCCUUCGCGGAGGCGGUGGGUGCCCACGGGGCCGCGCUGCUCCUCAUCCCGGCCUUCACCUUCGCCAGCAACACCGCGAUCUCGUUCCAGGCCCUCUACACCCUGGAGGACUUCGGCUCCCCGGCCCGCGCCCUCUUCAUGAACCCCGAGUACCUGGCACGGCUGGACGGGCACUGGCGUCGCCGCGGCCUGCGCGCCAAGCGCCUCUCCUCCGGCUUCAUGCUGGUGAGCGCCGCCCUGGAGAUGUGCCGGCACCUCACCCUCUACGGCUUCUGGCCCUUCCCCAGCGACCCCCAGGGGCGGCCCCUGCCCCACCACUACUACGACGACCAGCCCCCCAUCCCGGGCCUUCACGCCAUGCCCGAGGAGUUCACCCGGUACCUGGGCAUGCACCGGCAGGGCGCGCUGCGGCUGCAUCUGGGGCGCUGCCGGUGAGGGCGCGGCUGGCGGCCGCGCAGAACGAGAUGCAGUGGCGGCGCGGCUGGAUGUGGAGGAGCCGGCUACGGCAGGGCCCAGCUGAUCCCGGCAUGGGGCUGUAACGAGGCUGGUUCUGGCGGGACCCUGCUGAGAGCGCCAAAAUCGGGACAAAUCGCUUGAAGCGGGUCGGUUACAGCCCCAGGCUGGGGGUUUUCCACCUCUAAGGCACCAAACCAGCCGGACACAGAGGACUCUGGUCUCACCCCACUGGCUAACCACAAGUCACACCAGCAAUUCCCUCAGACACUCCAGUCUCCCAGUAUCCCCACCAGCGCCUCUCAUCAUGGGGACGAAUGGUUACGAAAACCAACACCCCAAUGAAAGCAAACGGUUCUCUCGAUGCCAAAGCAGCAAGCCCCAGACCCAGGUCAAAUGAGAACUUAGAUCUUACGCAAAAUAUCCACUUCGAGUCCGUUCUUAUUACCUAAAGUACAAAUUAUUCACAAAGAGAAGGCAGAGUCGGUUGAAAGAUCCAUAGACAGACCGACGUGAAUUCAGUUCUUGGGGUCCCGCUACACGGCACAGAUGAGUUUGUAGUUGCCAAAAGUCCUUUUGGAAACAGU